Messenger RNA from Pyricularia grisea, 1554 nucleotides. RefSeq lists its product as uncharacterized. The record is from RefSeq and is a predicted model, not a curated record. The transcript is spliced from 4 exons. Bases 1 to 1554 code for a protein of 517 amino acids. NCBI's taxonomy places the organism in Eukaryota, Fungi, Ascomycota, Sordariomycetes, Magnaporthales, Pyriculariaceae.
AUGUCGUUCUUGGACGUCGUCGUGCGGCCUGUGGUUAUCUCAACAAAGGAGCGGCAGAUCUGCAUGGUGAUCUUGUUCUUGCUGCGUGGUAGCCUCAGGGGUAAAGUCGAUCUGGCGGUAGAUGUUGGCCAAGAAGAUGAUGGACUGCAGCGUCACGGGACUGCUGGUUGUCAAAGUCCGGCGCGCAAUGUUUGUCAUCAUGGUGUGGCACGUCAACAGCGUCGGCGUCGGCCGGUGCUGCCACAUGGCGGCCUGCAGCAGGACCACGGUCAAAUUCUUGGGUACCACCUUGGCCACCAGCUUGGCGGCCUCGGAAUCGCCAAUGUCGGGCUUGAUGUAGGCGAAGCUCUUGCGCAGGUGCAACGGCCAGUAGCGGAUGGCAAAGUCGAGCAGAGUGUGACGGCUGGUGAGCUGAUGGACCUCGUGGCUGAGGAGCGGCAUGAGAGUGCACUCGUGCUGAUUUGUGACGGUCGAGUUGAUGUAGACGAGCAGCCUGGUGGCCAGGUCGCCGUGCCGGUCGCUGAUGAAUCCCUUGUGCGCGUUAAGCCAGCUGGUGACGGCCUUGCGGACAAUGCCAUGUCGCAGGUACAUGAGUCCGUCCUGCAUGUACACGAGCGAGUUUACCGGCUUGAGCGUUUGCAUGACGUCAAUCUUGAUGUCGUGGUUGAUGGUCUGCUUGUCGAGAUUGAUGGUCGCCAGGGCCGCGAGCUCCUUGAUGUCACCAGCCACGCCAACAUGAUCCUGGUCUGCUCGGUCAUCUCGGGUGACGAUGGCGAUGCGAGCUAUCAGAGUCUCACGUUCCAUCUCGUCCAUGGAAAGGAACACAUCGUAGUCCUCAAAGAAGUCGCGUACAACCGCAGUGAUGUCGUCAAAGAUCAAAUCUUCGUUGAUCUCGAGGUUCUGAACUCCCUGUUGAGGCUUGGCACCGAGAGCGAUGAGCUUAACAGAGCUGGCGCCCUUGGCAGUCACGACAGCCUGGAGCCGGCGGUACAGAGCAUCUUCCCCCGAGGAACACUCAUCAAGGCCAUCGAUGAUCAUGACAAGGUCUUUGCUUCCCAAGGUGGUAGCACCAAUGGCCCGCUCGACGGCUUUCCAGAGGAUAUCAUCAUGGUCCUCGUCGGAAGCAAAGCGGAUGGAGCGCUCAUAUGUCUCAAUCAGGAUGUUGAGAAGCUUGACGUUUCCUGUACGCUUCUGGAAGAGUUGGUGGAGCAACGACUUGGCCACGGCACGACUAGUCGUCUCGGCUGGAAUCCGGGCAUCAAUAGGGACGAACAGAGUGUUGUAUGUGAUGCCGCCAAUAGGGUGUUGCAGGUAGUCGAGAAUCACGGACGCGAGGAUGGUCUUGCCAGAACCCUGGGAUCCACUCAGGACCAUGGUCUUCUGGGAGCUCUUGAGGAACCGGGUCAGGUGGGUGCCGAUGUAGAGGCAGGUCAGCUCCUCUCGGUCAUGAGCCAGAUGCGAGGUCGAAGUGAAGACGCUGGACAUGACGUGGUCCUCUGGUGCGAUCCAUUGGCUGACGGCCUUGAGCUUGGCAACUAUUUCCGGGGCUAUUAG